Messenger RNA from Monosiga brevicollis MX1, 1210 nucleotides. RefSeq lists its product as uncharacterized. NCBI's taxonomy places the organism in Eukaryota, Choanoflagellata, Craspedida, Salpingoecidae. The transcript has 3 exons. The record is from RefSeq and is a predicted model, not a curated record. Bases 1 to 1125 code for a protein of 374 amino acids. Gene Ontology annotation, molecular function: fatty-acyl-CoA binding. Gene Ontology annotation, cellular component: Golgi membrane.
AUGGCGACGAGUGCAUCGUCAUCAGCCACGUCGGCGGCGGUAGCAGCGGCCGUCAAGCAGGCCGAGGUGGCUACGGCGGCAGCAAAUCGAGGCAUGGUGAAGAAAAGUACAGAGGAUGUGGUGCAACCACAGCAGCAACAGCAGCAACAGCAGCGGCAGGGGCAGGGGCCAGAUGCCGCCACGACACUCGCCGAGGCCAAGCAAGCUCAGCCCACGGCCGCCCAGCUUCGUCAAGCAGCCUCAACCAAGCUUCUGUUUGAGCUCUCCUUGAUUUUUUACAAGCAACACCGCGAACAGCUGAACUAUGAUGCCAAGGUCAAGCUAGCUGCCCUGUUCAAGCAAGCCACUCACGGACCCUUUGAUCCGACCAAGUCAGAGGCCCCAGGGUUUUUCGAUUUUGUCGGACAUGAACGCCGGGCCGCUUGGCAAGCGCUGGGCCAACUGUCUCAGGAAGAGGCAGAGCAGGCUUUCACGGCGAUGUUGGAGGAAACACGGUCUGAUUUUGCCGAUUGGCUGGACAAGCGAUUGAUGCAAAAGUUUAAUCAGGAGCAAGAGGAACGUCAGCGCCGGCAUCGGGAAUUGGCCGAAGCAGAGCGGCGCCGCCAGGAAGCCCUUCGCCAGGAGGCCCUUCGACAGCAACAAAUGGAAGCAGAACGUCGAUCCCAGCAACGUGCCGAAGCCCAGGCGGCGAAGCGGGCGCAGCAACAAGAGUCCAUCUUGGCCGUGAGCAAGACGCCCCGGGCCACACUCACCUCCCCUGCUUAUAUCGAAGAGUUUAAAAAGUCCCUUCAAGACAAGCCCGAUUGCGAGGCAGAUGUUAGCAGUGGCGAAGUCUUAACCGUGCGUGUGCCCAAACCAGACCACGGCCGGAUGCAAGUCACCUGGCAGUUUCAUACUCUAGACUACGACAUCCAAUUCGGGGUGGAUUUCGAACAUAAGGCUGAGGAUGGUACGCUCGAAACAGAGACCGUGGCGGCUGUCUCUCGGCUCAACUCCCACCUGGAAGUUGUGACGGGUAGCCAUGUAGCUGAUCGUGAAGGCACUUGGCUUCUCAAGUUUGAUAACUCCUACAGCUACUUCCGUGGCAAGAAAGUCCUGUAUCGAGUUCUCUGUGCCACCAUCUGAGCAACUCCUCCUGAACGUUUAUUGUCAUGCAUCCUGCCUCGCGUAGCUUUGACUUUACAUGUUCGAAUCCAUCCCAUGCAGAUUC